This is a messenger RNA of Phyllostomus discolor (pale spear-nosed bat), 1178 nucleotides long. RefSeq names its product voltage-gated hydrogen channel 1-like. Gene Ontology annotation, biological process: proton transmembrane transport. The record is from RefSeq and is a predicted model, not a curated record. Gene Ontology annotation, molecular function: voltage-gated proton channel activity. Lineage: Eukaryota; Metazoa; Chordata; Mammalia; Chiroptera; Phyllostomidae. Gene Ontology annotation, cellular component: plasma membrane.
GACAAGGGUAACGUUUGUUAGGCAGACUUAAUGGCUGCCUUUUCCACAAAGGAGGCAGAGCCAGAACUUAACCCCAGAUCCAGAGAUGACAGGAAAAUGGCUACCUGGAAUGAAAAGACAGUCACUCUCGGGGCCACGGUGGCUGCCGCCGAGAAGAUGAGCAAGCUCCUGAAGCACUUCGCUGUUGUUGGCAAUGUCUACCAAGCCUGGAACAUCAGCUACAAGAAAUGGGAGAAUGAAGAGGAGGAAGAAGAGGAGCAGCCGCCACAAACACCCACCUGGGGUGAGGAGGGCAGAGCUGCUGAUCUGAAUAUGGCCUCUGCCUCUCCGCCCAGCAGCCCCCUAGACUUCAGGGCCACGUUGAGGAAGCUCUUCAGCUCCCACAGGUUUCAGGUCAUCACCAUUUGCCUGGUUGUUCUGGAAGCCAUCCGGGUCCUGGGGCUCAUCCUGGACCCGAAGAUCAUCCGCCAGAGGCUCCACUACCUGAGCAUAGCCAUCUUGACCUUCCUUAUGAUGGAGAUUGCCUUUAAAAUAUUUGUUUUCUGCUUGGAGUUCUUCCACCACAAGUUUGGAAUCCUGGACUCCAUCAAUGUCGUGGUUUCAUUUGUCCUGGACAUCAUCCUCCUGUUCCAGGAGCACGAGUUUGAGGCUCUGGGCCUGCUCAUACUGCUCUGGCUGUUGUGCUUGGCCAAGAUCAUCGAUGGGACAAUUAUCUUGGUUAAGACACGUUCUGAACAGCAACUGAUGAGGUUAAAACAGAUAAACACACAAUUGGCCGCCAAGAUCCAACACCUGGAGCUCAGUUGCUCUGAGAAGGAACAGGAGAUUGAAAGACUUAACAAGCUGUUGGCCCAGCACGGACUGCUUGGCAAGGCAAACUAGAGGUGUACCUGCUCCACUCCACAGAGUGGAGUGCACGGGCUUGCACCUGUGAACGAGGAUGACAGCCACCCCUCCUGGGGCCAUCCGCAGGACAGGUUUGGUUUGAUGCCGUUGCCUGCCUCCCACGCAGCUUGGAAUCUGGAGGCACUCAGCCUUUCGGAAGGCUCGCUCUCUUCCUCGGUGUGGCGGACAGCUUCCCUUCCCAUCCCCACCUGUGCUGUGUCACAAACGUAUCAUAGGCUGUUUUCUCAUGUUGAACUUUACUCUUGCUUGGAAAUGUCCAAUGAAGCUGGACA